Molecule: messenger RNA, 3699 nt
Organism: Ustilago hordei
Lineage: Eukaryota; Fungi; Basidiomycota; Ustilaginomycetes; Ustilaginales; Ustilaginaceae
Exons: 1
Coding region: 1-3699 (1232 amino acids)
Biological process (GO): transcytosis; intracellular protein transport; endoplasmic reticulum to Golgi vesicle-mediated transport
Cellular component (GO): endoplasmic reticulum; Golgi membrane; Golgi stack
Source: RefSeq, a predicted model, not a curated record
AUGCUGCACGGCUUCAACAUCCUCCGGCAACAGUACUCCAACCUCGCCAAACCAGGCGGAGGCAACCAAUCCGCCAUCAACACCAUCCAAACCCUUGCAGACCGUCUUAUCAAAGCAGACGAGUAUCAGCUCUCCCUCGAAGAUCGCAGAGCAGCCGUACUCGCCCUCAAAGGUCUUAGCAGAGAUCACAACAGAGCUGUUGGUCAACAUGCCCUUCCCGCCUUGCUCAAAUCCUUGCAAAGAGAUGCAAAGGAUGAGGACACAGCAAGAGCCUUGAUCGAGUGCUCUAUCAUCCUUUGCGAGGUUCAGUCGCCAGAAGCUGCUGCUACGGCACAAGCUGCUGCUAUGGCACAAGCUGCUGCUAUGGCACAAGCAUCUGCGCAAACCCAAGCUCAAGCGCAGAACAGGCGAAAACAGCAAAAUCAAGGCCCACCUUCGGGAUUGCAGCACACCGACAUCUUUCUCCAAGAGCCUGGGCCUUUGCACUGUCUCUUGCCGCUUCUUGCUCCCCAUCGCGCUUUCUACACUCGCUUUGCAUCGCUUCAACUUCUUGGCUCUCUGCUUCGCAACCGUCCGCACAGAGUUCAAGAUCAUGUCCUCGUGGCGCCAGGAGGAUGUGGCGCCAUCCUCGAAUGUCUAGCAGAAGGCGCUGGUUCAUCCGCAGAGAUCGUCCGCAACGAAGCACUCUUGCUCCUCCCACAUCUCGUCUACGCCAACGCAGACAUCCAAAAACUUGUCGCUUUCGAAGGCGCAUUCGAAAAACUCCUUGACGUAUGUGCCGCCCAAGGCAGGAUCGAAGGCGGUAUCAUCGUCCAAGAUGCCCUCGAAGGCCUCGAAGCCCUCUUGCGAUACAACGUCUCCAACCAGAACUACUUCCGCGAAACCCUCUCCAUCCCGAUGCUCGCACCUCUACUAUUCUACCCACCCGCUCCAGCGAACAACGAGUUGCCAUCCAAGCAUGCCGACCACGAAUACGCACGUCAGUUGGAAGCUUUCUGCUUUCAAGAUUGGGACCAGCAGAAAGUCGUCAAUGCCAAGAUUGUGCUUGAUAUCGCCGCACUCUUGAUUGCAGGUCAGGCCGAGGGACGACGUGCAAACCAAGCUGCCCUGUUGCAGUGCGGGAUGACAAAGUGUUUGAUUGACCUUGCGCUUGGUUCGACGGCACCCGCUAGUUUGAAGGCGCAGGCCUUGCAUCUUUUAGCCUCCUUGAUGCAGAGUUCGAGGGCAAAUCAGGAUUUGCUUUCGAGUUUGCUGGUACAGCCGGUCAAGGUCCUGUUGCCGCCUAAGGCAGAGACACCAAUCGAGGGUCAGCAUGGCGGAGAACAGCAGCAGCAGCUUGGGCAAGACCCUACUUUUGCUUCCCAGGAACCUUCUUUUACUAGAUUGCAACCUCGUCCCGCAGCGGUGUGUCUUGUGGAGACUGCAAUUGGCACUUCCGGUGCCAAAGGUGGUUUGGGCUUAAGAGGUGCUGCUAUCGCCUGCUUCCGUUCUUAUGUGGCUGAUAAUAUGGAGGCUCGUCUCUCUAUCGUUAACGGUAUCCUUCCCCAAGCGGCUGCGGAGGAGGAUAACGCAACAGCAUCCGCAGCUUCACCCGCUGGAAAGAUCCUCUUCGAAGGCAUAACACAAAACCCAUCAACCACAGCCACAUCCGACCACGCCGAUGCCUACAUACACCUCAUUUCUACAAUGCUCUUUUCCUACCUCCUACGCGGGAGUGAGACAGCCAAAUUGGCCGCUCGCUCCAUCGCCAUCGACCCGGAUGGCAAAGUUGUCAAGCACGUCGGUGCAGAAAAACAAGGCGAUAAUGACGACGACGACGAUGAUGAUGAUGAUGAUGAAGAUGCGCCCUCUUCUCUCAUCCAAGUUCUCGUAGCAAACCUCACCUUAUCCGAGCGAGAACUGGCGGAUGCAGUCCGAAAAGAACGUGCUUCGGCAUUGGGUUCCACCGUCUCCUCGCAUUCCUAUUCCGCUGCGGAUUGGACUCGAAUCAUGGUGGGCUAUCUAGUCUUGCUCUCCAUCUGGUUACACGAAUCGCCGUUGAGCGUAAGGGAUUUCCUCUCUGAAUCGGCUACCCUGCAAGCUGUCAUCCAACCCGUAGCCCAGUCUUCAGGUGUCGACCCACUCAUUCAAGGUUUAGCAGCGUUUCUGUUGGGUGUCGCCUACGAAUUCGAUACGGACCCCGGCAAAGUCGCCGUCACUCGUGCGACGAUGCAUCCUAUCCUUCAUUCACGUAUCGGUGCAGACCAAUUCGCUGUUCGAAUCGCUCGCAUUUCCGACGAUGUCCGAUUCCGCCAAGUUACACCUGAUAUUCUCGAAAAGCUUAUUUUCGUAGAAGAACAAACCGAAGCCGACGAACUGAGGGCCAAACAACAGGCUGAAGCAAAGGCUGCUGCUGCACAAGCUCUCGCUGCUGCUGCAGCUUCCGCCUCCGCCUCCGCCUCUUCCGCCUCUUCUGCCUCCGCCUCCCAUCCCUCGACUGGUGAUGGAGCAAAGAGCGAGGAGAAGGUUAAGAGGGACGAAGAAGCAGCAGAUAAAGAUCUGGAAGUCAACGGUCUUGGCCAUCUCUCCAAACGGCGUAGAGCAGGCUUAUGGUUCGAUUGGAGUUUCGUUGAGUUUUGGCGGCUCAACUCUACGCUCAUCUCUAGAUCGAUUACUGUUGAUCCGGCAAGUAGUUCAGCAAGGGAAGCUGCGAUGCCAGUCGAACUACUCGACGCACAGCGACAAACAGAAGCGCUUCGAGAUACAGUCGCUAAACAAACACGCGAGAUUGAAAUGCUCGAAAAACGAAAAGACCAACUCUGCUACACUCACACAAAACAACUCGAGCCACUGCAAAGCCAACUUACAAAGACCAAGCAAGAACUCGCCUCCUCAACCACGCAGCUCGAAGCUCUAAAGGCGGAAAUGAAAGAACUCAAGUCUACACAUGCAGCAAGUUUGGCAGAGGAGCAAAAUAGGAAUCAUGAUUUAGUAAAGCUUUUGCAAGAGGCGAGCAAGAACGAGCAAGAGUGUCGCGCUAAGGUGUUACAACUAACCUCGCAAAUCGCGUCAAGUUCAGCUGGAAAAGCGUCUCAAAAGGAAUUCUUGGCUUUGCAGAAGACCAACGAAGAAUUAAAGAAGAAAUAUGACCAACUUCUCACCUCCUCCACCUCCUCCACCUCCUCCACCUCCUCUACUGCUUCGGCCGGCAUAGGGGUAAAAGAACUCCUAGAGGCAAGAGACCUGGCAGAGUCAAGAGCAAGAGAAAUUUCAGACCUCGAAGCCAAACUCGCAGCAUCGCAAAGCGCGAUCCAGGAGAAGAGAGAGUUGCAGAGCAGGCUGCACCAGUUGGAGGCCCAGGCGAGCGCUGCCAAAGCAGAGCGAGACCUCGUUUCCGCCGACCAAACCACACAACUCUCUGCUUGCAACAAGCAAAAUGAACAACUCCAAACCAAGCUCAGCGAGCUUGAGAAAAAACUCAAGCAAUGUAUGCUAUCCAACAACACCUCCUCCUCGCACUCGUCGUCGCUAUGGGAAGGUGAGCAAGGUAGGGAAUUGGAUGAAGCGAAUAGGGAGAAAGAAGAAAUUAGUAGGGAAAACGAAGACCUGCUUGUGCUUCUUGAAGAACUGACUCAGAAACGGAAAGUUGAUAAAGCAAGGCUUAGAGAAAAAGGUGUGCCUGUUAGUGACGAUGACGAUGACGAUGACGACCAAUCCUAA